This is a messenger RNA of Trichogramma pretiosum, 5772 nucleotides long. RefSeq lists its product as uncharacterized. Lineage: Eukaryota; Metazoa; Arthropoda; Insecta; Hymenoptera; Trichogrammatidae. The record is from RefSeq and is a predicted model, not a curated record. Gene Ontology annotation, molecular function: chitin synthase activity. The coding region runs from base 67 to 4854 and encodes 1595 amino acids. The transcript has 13 exons. Gene Ontology annotation, cellular component: cell periphery; cell septum.
CCGCAACGGGGCGAUCGGCUCAACGCGAUCGGCUAGCCAGAUUAUAGAAGCUACCAUUGAUCCAAAAUGUCAAAGAGUCAUCUGAAUCAGCAAAAUGGCUCGGUGCCGGGUGGCGGCGGCGCCGGACCCGGGGACGACUUCUCCGACGACGACAGCACGCCGCUCACUCAGGACUAUGGCGGCAGCCAACGAACCGUGGUCGAGACGAAGGGCUGGGACGUGUUUCGCGACCCGCCGCCGCGCAUCGACUCGGGCUCGAUGGCGAAUCAGCGCUGCCUCGAGAUCACUGUGCAAAUCACCAAGGUCCUGGUCUAUCUUCUAGUCUUCGUCGUGGUCCUCGGCAGCGGCGUCAUCGCCAAGGGUACGGUCCUCUUCAUGACCUCGCAGCUGAAGGCUGAGCGCACAGUCGUCUACUGUAAUCGACAGUUGGGUCGAGAUCGUCAGUUCGUGGUGAAGCUGCCCGAGGAGGAGCGCAUCGCCUGGAUCUGGUGCAUCAUCAUAGCGUUCACGGUGCCGGAGCUGGGCACCCUCAUACGCAGCCUGCGCAUGUGCUUCUUCAAGUCGUGGAAGAAGCCCAUGUCGUCGCACUUUCUCCUCGUCUUCGUGAUGGAGACGUUCCACGUGCUCGGGCUGGCGCUCAUGUUCUUCGCCAUACUGCCGGACCUCGACGCCGUCAAGGGCGCCAUGCUGGCCAAUUGCGUCUGCUUCGUGCCCGGUCUGCUCGCACUGAUGUCGAGAAACAAGGACAAGGACGAGUCGAGGCGCUUCGUCCUGGUGCUGGUGGAUCUCGCGGCGCUGGCCGCCCAGGCCACGGGCUUCGUCGUCUGGCCGCUCCUCGACAGCAAGUCGCCGUCCCUCUGGCUGAUACCGCCCGCCCUCGUGCUCAUCUCGUGUCGCUGGUGGGAGAACUACGUGUCGGACAAGAGCCCGAUCGGCCUGAUCAAGUCGCUGCACCGGGUCAAGCGCGACCUCAUACAGACGCGCUACUUCACCUACAUCUUCAUCUCGCUCUGGAAGAUCCUGGCGUUCGCCAUCACGGGCAUGGUCGUGCUCUACUGCCGGGGCGAGAACGUCAGCCAUCUGUUCACGCUGGUGGGCCAGGCGUUCGGCGAUCACAAGAUCGUCGUGCAGGCCGUGAGGACGACGGCGGGCGGCUCGCUGCCCGACCUCAUCGAGAUAAUGCCCGACGGUGACGUCGAGAUCGUCAGCGCCGACUUUCGCGCGCCCCACUACGUCCUGCUGCUGGCCAUUCUCAGCGGCUACUUCAUGUACAUUUUCGGUAAAUUCGCAUGCAAGAUCCUGAUCCAGGGCUUCAGCUACGCGUUCCCGGUGAACCUCACGAUCCCCGUGACGAUCUCGCUGCUGAUGGCCGCGUGCGGUCUGCGCAACGCCGAUCCCUGCUUCUUUCACGGCACCGUACCCGACUAUCUGUUCUUCGAGUCGCCGCCCAUGGACUUCUUCAAGGGCCUGCUGUCGCGCCAGUACGCCUGGGUCUGGCUGCUCUGGCUGCUGUCCCAGACCUGGUUCACGCUGCACAUCUGGACGCCCAAGUGCGAGCGCCUCGCCGCCACCGAGAAGCUCUUCGUCACGCCCAUGUACGACGGCCUGCUGGUCGACCAGUCGAUGGGCCUGAAUCGCAAGCGCGACGAUCAGCCCGAGGUGAAGGUCGAGGACCUGGCCGAGAUCGAGCGCGAGAAGGGCGACGGCGACUACGAGACCAUCUACGACAAUCCCGGCACGCCGCAGACGCACGUCAAGACGACCGAUCACGUCACGAGGAUCUACGCCUGCGCCACCAUGUGGCACGAGAACAAGGAGGAGAUGAUCGAGUUCUUGAAGAGUAUCCUGCGCCUCGACGAGGACCAGUGCGCCAGGCGGGUCGCCCAGAAGUAUCUCAAGGUCGUCGAUCCCGAUUACUACGAGUUCGAGACGCACAUCUUCUUCGACGACGCGUUCGAGCUGGCCGAUCACGACGAGAACGAGUCCCAGGUGAAUCGCUUCGUCAAGCUGCUGGUCGGCACCCUGGACGAGGCCGCGUCGGACGUCCACCAGACCCGCAUGCACGUGCGCGCCCCCAAGAAGUACGUGACCCCGUACGGCGGCAGACUGGCCUGGACCCUGCCCGGCAAGACCAAGAUGAUCGCCCAUCUCAAGGACAAGAGCAAGAUCAGGCACAGGAAGCGCUGGAGCCAGGUCAUGUACAUGUACUAUCUGCUGGGCCAUCGUCUGAUGGAGCUGCCGAUAAGCGUCGAUCGCAAGGAGGUCAUCGCCGAGAACACGUUCCUGCUGACCCUCGACGGCGACAUCGACUUCCAGCCGCUGGCGGUCAAGCUCCUGGUCGAUCUCAUGAAGAAGAACAAGAAUCUCGGCGCGGCCUGCGGUCGCAUCCAUCCGGUGGGCUCGGGCCCCAUGGUCUGGUACCAGAUGUUCGAGUACGCCAUCGGCCAUUGGCUGCAGAAGGCCACCGAGCACAUGAUCGGCUGCGUGCUCUGCUCGCCCGGCUGCUUCUCGCUGUUUCGCGGCAAGGCCCUCAUGGACGACAACGUCAUGAAGAAGUACACGACCAGGUCGGACGAGGCGCGCCACUACGUGCAGUACGAUCAGGGCGAGGACAGAUGGCUGUGCACGCUGCUGCUGCAGCGGGGCUACCGAGUCGAGUACUCGGCCGCCUCCGACGCCUACACCCACGCUCCCGAGGGCUUCAACGAGUUCUACAAUCAGCGUCGUCGCUGGGUGCCCUCGACCAUCGCCAACAUCAUGGACCUGCUCAUGGACGCCAAGAGGACCAUCAAGAUCAACGACAACAUAUCCAUGCCCUACAUCGCUUAUCAAAUUCUGCUGAUGGGUGGUACCAUUUUGGGUCCUGGCACGAUUUUCCUUAUGUUGGUGGGUGCCUUCGUAGCUGCCUUCAAAAUCGACAACUGGACGAGCUUUUACUACAACAUCAUUCCCAUUUUGUUCUUCAUGAUCGUCUGCUUUACCUGCAAGUCCAACAUUCAACUGCUAUGCGCGCAAAUAUUAUCGACGUGUUACGCGAUGAUAAUGAUGGCCGUGAUAGUGGGUACGGCGCUGCAGCUGGGCGAGGACGGCAUAGGCUCGCCCUCGGCGAUAUUCUUGAUAUCGCUGUCGAGCUCGUUCUUCAUAGCGGCCUGUCUGCAUCCCCAGGAGUUCUGGUGCAUCGUGCCGGGCUUGAUCUAUCUGCUCUCCAUCCCGUCCAUGUAUCUGCUGCUGAUCCUCUACUCGAUCAUCAAUCUCAACGUCGUUUCCUGGGGUACGCGCGAGGUCAUGGUCAAGAAGACCAAGAAGGAGCUCGAGCAGGAGAAGAAGGACGCCGAGGAGGCUCGGAGACGCGCCAAGAACAAGUCGCUCCUGGGCUUCCUGCAGAACGGCGCCGGCAACAAUCAGGACGAUCAGGGCUCCAUCGAGAUAUCGCUCGCGGGCCUGUUCAAGUGCAUGCUCUGCACCCACGGCAAACCGUCGGACGAGAAGCAGCAGCUCGUAGCCAUCGCCGAGUCGCUCGAGCAGCUCGGCCGAAGAAUAGAACACAUCGAGAAAGCCGUGGAUCCGCACGGUCACGCGGGCGGACGCAGACGCGCCUCCUCGGUGGGCUCGCGCUCCGCGGGCGAUCAUCUCGGCGCCAUCGGCGAGAAUCCGGACGGCGAGAACGGCCACGACAGCGACACGGAGACGAUCGCCUCGCAGAACACGGAUCAUCCGCGCGAGAACGGCUUCCCGUCGAGGCCCUACUGGCUCGACGACGACGGCAUCAAGAAGGGCGAGGUCGAGACCAUCUCCAUCCAGGAGGAGCUCUUCUGGAAGGAGCUGCUCGAGAAGUAUCUCUAUCCCAUCGACGAGGAUCCCAUCGAAAAGGCGCGUAUAGCCAAAGAGUUGAAGGACCUGCGCGACCGGAGCGUCUUUGCCUUUGUCAUGAACAACGCCCUCUUCGUCCUGAUCGUUUUCCUCCUGCAACUGAACAAAGAUCAAUUGCACGUGAAGUGGCCCUUCGGUAUCAAGACGAAUAUCACCUAUGACUCGAACACGAACGAGGUACACGUACAAAAGGAGCAUCUGCAACUCGAACCGAUCGGUUUGGUGUUCGUCUUCUUCUUCGCCCUCAUUCUCGUCAUUCAGUUCACGGCCAUGCUGUUCCAUCGCUUCGGAACGUUCGCACACAUCCUCGCCAGCACGAGCCUCACCUGGGGCUACUGUAAAAAGAAGAAUGACGACCUGUCCGAGGACGCUCUGCUGUCGAAGCACGCGGUCGACAUAGUCCGCGAUCUGCAGCGUCUCGACGGCAUGGAGGGCGACUACGACGAGGGCAGCGGCAGCGGUCCCGGGCGUCGGCGCACCAUACGCAACCUCGAGAAGAGCCGCAAGAAGACCCAGGCGAUCAACACGCUCGACGUGGCCUUCCGCCAGCGCUUCUUCAAUCUCAAGGCCGAGGGCGGCGAGGGCAUCGGCCUGCCGCGCAACAUAUCCACGCGUCGCUCCACCCGGGCCUUCAAGGCCCUCGAGGGCAGGCGCAACAGCAUCAUGGCCGCCCAGCGGCGUCGCUCGCAGAUGCAGACCCUCGGGGCGAACAACAUCUACGGGGCGCCCGGCAACACCCUCGGCAUCGUGAACAAUCGGCCGACUCGCAGCAGCCAGAUAUCCGCCAUGGAUCUGUUCGCCGACGUGCCGAAUCCCAGCGCGCCCAGCGCCCCCGCCGUCAGCGCCGUCGCGGCGGCCGCCUCGAUCUCCGGGGCGCACACCAAUCCGGCCUACGAGGCCGACGAGGACCAGAGCCCGAGGAACAGCGUGCGGAUGCGCACCAUGAGCCCCACCUGGAUCGAGUCCGUCAAUUCGAAUCUGUGAGAAAAGAAAAAGAAAUGAAAAAAAACAUACGUGCGCGCUGCGAGGCUAUAAGUAUAGCCGAACUACGCGUGACUAUUCAUUACGUUAUAGGUAGUUUAUUGUCAUUUUUAUGAUUAUUAUUAUUCUUUUUAUUCUCUUAGACGAAUAAACUGUGUAAAUAAUUGAACUGAGAAAAAGACGUUGGCGCAGUUCGCGAUAGAGCUGGGAUAUUAUGUGUCCCCCACCUGCGGCUCUGCGCGAGCGCGACGUGAUUCACAUUAUUUUUCUAUGAUGAUGCGAUGAUGUUCAAAGAGACGCGACCAUGACCUUUGAUAUGUUAAGUUUUUACCUGUGUUAUUGAUUAUUGAUGAUUGUGGAUGAUCGAAUGAGUCGUUUUUUUAUUAUUUAAUUUUUUUUGUAAACACGUGUGUAAGCACGAGCGUUAUGUUAUUUUGUCUUUUUAUAAUGAAAUAUAAUAGAUUUUCACUUUUUAUCAAUGAGAUACUAAGCCAAGUUCAUUACUCGUAACGAUCUGAAAUUAUAGGUAUAAAUGAAAUUAUUAUGAUUGUUAAAAAUGAGUAUAUAUGUUGUAAGUUAUUAUCAAUAUCACUGUGUUAUUGAUAAACUCAUAGAGAUUCAAUGAUUACCAUACGUGAAAAUGAGAUUUUCCUAAUAGUUUUAUUGUUUCGAGAUCAGAAUUUUUAAUAUUUCCAUUCUCGUAUCGGUUGCGAAUUGACUGCGUCGAUUAACACGCGCGAUUGAGAAUAUGUACAUAAAUAUAAAAAAAAAUUAUGGGUGCAAUGCAAAUUUACGAUAUGUAAUUUAUCGUUACAAUUUUGGCGUUUCGACGAACCCCUAAAAUUGUUUUUAUUAUAAGAUUGAGCAUGUUUUAUGUUUAGUAAAAAUCGCCGAAUGAACUAGCUGUCAUUAUCGCGAGGA